UAAGACUGUAUUCUCUUUUCCUUCCUCGAUCUCUUCUUCUUCUUCUUCAGUCAAAACCCUAACCCUCUUCUUUUUUGUCAAUCCAUUCCCUAACGCUUUUCUUCUUCAAUUACUCUACUUCGAUCCCUCCUUUGUCUUCUUCAAUUGACUACUGACUAAGGGUUCGGAGAAAAAAGACUCCUUUUCACAAAAAAACAGAGAACACCACCAUUAAUGGCUUUCUUCACCGAUACGAACAAGACAAGACACAACUCAACCAUACCCCAGUCUCCUUUCCCAACAAACUCAAGAUAAAUACCAAGAUUAAAAUCCCAAGUCAUCACACUGCUCUGCUGUCAUACUCUGUUCCCUCAGCCGUAUUCUACCGGUAAAAGGAUGGGAAAACGAGGAGCUAAGAAGCUUACAAACACUCAAGGAGGACCUAAUCUCAAAUCUGUACUUAGACAUGAGCACUUGAAGAAUCUCGCUCUCUGGUCUUCCGCCGGAGAUACUCCGAUACCAUCUCUUGCUUCCUUGUUCGGUCGUUGUCUCGCUGCCGACAUUGAAACCACUGGGAUCGCUCCUGAUCCUGAUCUCGUCUCUUGUCAAAGGUGUGAGACCAUUCUUAAGCCUGGCUUCAAUUGUAAUGUUAGAAUCGAGAAAGUUUCCGCUAAGCAGAAGAAACGCACCAGGUGCAAGAAGUCUAACAUCUGUUUACCUCAGAACAAUGUUGUUUACCAUUGCAAUUUCUGUUCUCACCGUAACCUUAAGAGAGGUACUGCGAAAGGUCAGAUGAAAGAGAUUUACCCGUUCAAGCCGAAAGCUCCUCGUCCUACACGUCCUAAGAUCAAUAAAGAGACGACGACAGUGCCUCAGGAAAUCCAAAGUAACAUGCUUUCUUCACCUGUGAGAAGUGAGAAAGAUCAGGUGGAGGAGGAGAAUGGUGUUGCGAAUACACCGAAGCCAAUGAUGCUUACUCUCGAUAGGGGUAAGAGGAUACGAAAAUCAAAGAGUAAGAAACCGGUUGAGCCUGAAAGUGUUGCGGAGAAAACAGUUGGUGGAUCAAAUAAGAGGAAGAGAAACUCAUGGACAAGUGUGAAAGAGAUAGCUGAGACAAACAAGAGUUCUAGAACAAAUUUCAAGAUACCUUUUCUCUUGUGAUUUGUUUGUUAUAUGUAUUUGGGAAAGUAGAGUAAAUAUGGCCCUUUGGGGAAGUUUUCAUACAUUUUUAUACUUUAAAAUUUGGAAAAAAGAUACCUACCUACA
This is a messenger RNA of Capsella rubella, 1245 nucleotides long. RefSeq lists its product as uncharacterized. The transcript is spliced from 3 exons. Gene Ontology annotation, biological process: RNA processing. Lineage: Eukaryota; Viridiplantae; Streptophyta; Magnoliopsida; Brassicales; Brassicaceae. The record is from RefSeq and is a predicted model, not a curated record. The coding region runs from base 376 to 1140 and encodes 254 amino acids.